AUGCCACUGCAAGAUAUAGAUUUGAAUUAAGAAAAUAGUUCUAGAGGAUAUAGCAAUCCAAGCAGUUAAGAUGAAUGUAUUCAUUCAUUUGGAUUAGACUUGACCAUCAUUAACACUUUCUCAAACCAUUAUGAUUUCAUCACUUAAGUGCUAAAAAAAUAAUUUUCUUAUCUAAUACGCUAGGAGCUAUACUCAUUUACUUCUACCCCUAAAACUUCUAAAAAUACAAUUCCUAAGUUAAAUACAUCAGAUUUUUAAGUUAUUUCAAUUUUAUAUGAUUAAAUUUGUAAUUUCUUCUUCUAGAUUUUAUUAGCAAAGUUCUUGAACAAUUAUGCAAGUAAUAAAUUUUGA
Molecule: messenger RNA, 351 nt
Organism: Tetrahymena thermophila SB210
Lineage: Eukaryota; Ciliophora; Oligohymenophorea; Hymenostomatida; Tetrahymenidae
Exons: 3
Source: RefSeq, a predicted model, not a curated record